GCACAGCAGAUCGAAGAAGCAGACAAGUUCAACAGAACAAGGAACAACAUCAUGGCGAUUGGGUUUGACACUUGUGCAAAACGGAGUGAUUGAGGGUGGUUUUGGGUUCGUUGUUAAAUGUUGAAAGCCUUCAAGAGUGCGUAUCAUAGUAAAGACAACUCUCUUUUGAAAGAACGAACGGAAAAGAAAGACGAAAACCAUGUGAAGGAUCCAAUCCUCGAAGAUGUCGGCAGGGCGAUCAAACUGCUGCUGCAGUACGGCCUUGGAGAGGAUAAAAUUGGAUCCAGCUGUUGGGUAGCGCAGGAUCUGUGUCACCGCCUCGACCAUGCUCUGCGACAUGGUCUGCGGAGGCCGACGGCCGGUUAUUGGCCGCUCGUGCGACCCUUUACCCACACGGACAACGUGAAAAUGCUGGAGAGGAAUUGUUCAAAGAGAAGAGCCACUCUGGAUAAAAGCACGUCUUGGCUGUACCAUUCGCUGAACGAAGGCUCUCUGGAAGGAUACCUGCGAACAUUCUCAAGAGAAGGCAACCUGCUGGGCAAACAUUACUUCAAUUACGCCUUUUUACGGGACGAGCAGCGGAGGGAUUUGCUCAUUGGACUUUUGGCCAGUCUCCAAGGCGUCUGCUUUGAACUGGCUUUGCAAUGCUUCGACUCAAUGCAGAGUUCAGUCAACUCGCUUCCAUCGCCUGAAGAUUCUGGUGUUGUCACUGCAGACAGCGACUUGAGUGAGCGGCUGGACAGUCUGGGCGACCAAGACGACGAUUCAGCAACGUUGAACGAGUUGGAGGACAACAGAAUCAACCGCAUCAUGGAAACGGAGAAAGUAGUGUUGCGCUCUCCAAGACGCGACCCGCAGCGGCAUCUGAAGCGAGUUUCGUUCCACGAGGAGCAGAACAACAAGUGCCUGAACAAGCGGCAUAGCUGGUGCGUUGACAGUUCCAUGACGUCCAGCACCCUGAGCCUCCCUUGCGACGAGGGUGGCAUGCCGGAGGAACCUCCCACCUUUGACGAGUUCCAUACCCUUCAAGGAAAACUGGAACUCGUUAAGCAACGAAGGAAAUUAUUUCUCAAGAAGGCAGCUCUGGGCAAAAGCAAGGAAAGAAGUCUCCGCCUCUACUGGCCCGAAGCCAAAGUUAAUAAAGAGGCUUGUCGUGAAGUGGAGCUGCAAAUCAACCGCGAAAUGCAAAAGACCAAAGCUAAUAAGAAUGACGUUAUCAAUGAAGAAUCUGUGUUACUCGACAAGAGGCUUGUCAAACUUCUUCAGAGAGACAUUUUUCAAUCGCAGGAAGAAAACAUUUUGAAGGUUUUCAAAGGCUAUGGUCCACUUCUACAACCAGGAAUUUCUCCUUUGCUGAUCAUAAUUACGAGCUGCGGCGUAUACGGCGUUUGCCACUCAGACUCAAAAGUGAAACCAAAGUUUAUAUGCAACUAUAGAGAAUUAGAAGCAAUUUUGUUUGGCCCUGAUGGACUGACAGUUCUCUUUGCCACCAAAUGCAAAGAGAAACACUUGAUCUCUGUUUCUGGCGCUGCGGAAUCUCUGCCUGGAGCGAUUAUGGCUCCAGUAGAGUUGGCCAUGCGCAGAGCAAACUUGGUUCCGGCAGCUUGGCAGCAGUUGAACCUGCAAGAAAUGAAAUCCCUACGCCACAACCUUUCGAAAACAAUUCCCUCGUUGACCGGGGAGCAGAUGCUGUGGCACCAAGUGGUCCAAGUGCAGGACGCCAGCAGACAAAACGGAGCACAGGAUGCGUCCAAAGAGGGACUUCUGAUGGUCAGGAUCGGCAUUGACGGACCCUGGCAGCCGUCGUAUCUUGUUUUGAGGGACCGCGAGCUGUGGGUGUUUGGAGACGAGUUGGACCACGAGCCUCAGCUGGUGAUCGGAGUGGCGCGGUGCGUGGCGUGCGGCCGGGUGCAGCUUUCCGAGCGGCCCCACACGUUCGAAAUCCAGUGCGGGCGCAGCUCGCUGCCGCUUCAGCUGGCCGCGGCCGACGACUACGAGGUGUCGGACUGGCUGCAGGCGCUGCUGCAAGCGGCCUGCGGACAGACGGCCGCGCCGCACUUCAAACUGCAGCCUUGCGGCCUGAUGCUGACCAGCGGCCAUCUGCUGGCCUAUCGGCUCGACCGCAGCACGCCCGAACCCGUUUGCUGCACGCAGCUGGUGCACGUGACCGCCAUCAGGGCUGCGGAGUCCUCCUGGUGCGCCCUCGAGUUCGAAUGUGCGGAGGCAAAGGAGAACGGUGGCGACUGGAUCCUCUACUUCGACUGCGCAGCUCACCGCGCCGAGUUCUACCAGCAGAUGGAAGCUGCGUGGGCUAAACUUCCUCAGGCGUUACCAUUUCCUUCGACAAACUAUCUCUCAGACUUGCUGCGUCAAAAAUGCGAGGACGCGAGCACCCAGUUGCUGACCUCGUGGAAUCCUCUCCUCAACCUUGGCUGACCAAUCAGUGAUAUCGUGACUAUUCCAAUGCAUUUAUUUCUCCACGACUAGUCUUUUAGCUCAUUUCCGAUUUUUAUCUAUUUUGCCAGUUUUAGCCACUUUGAAGUGAAAGCUCAAGUAAAUCUUUGUGCAAUUACAAGCGGAACUGCUCUUCUCUGUUAGUAUCUCUGCCAGGGCUAGUCCUUAUCUCUCUAUCUGCACAUGAGUUGUGAACUUUGAAUUUUAUUUUGGUUAUUUUAAUAAAAAUUCUUUCCGCUCAUUUUUUAACUCGAAUAUGUGUCUAUUUUUUGUUAGCUUAUAUGUAUUUUUGGAGCAAAGCAGCUUUACUAUUGCAAAUAAUACUGAGAUCAACACACAUAUACUUGAUAUUACGCCAUAAUAUUCUAGAAUGUAGCCGAGUAAGUUGCUUUGAGUGUUGCAGUCUACCCGAGGGUAAGAAAGGCAAAGGCAGACAAUGAAUGAAUAAUUAAUUAUUAUAAAACUAUUAGACAUACUCUUGUACAUACACAUAAGAUAUUAUGUAACUCAUAAAAUGUAUCUUGGUGUUGCACUAUGAAAAAUUAUAGAAAGGUUUACUCAGAAGCAAUUAUUGCUAACAUUCUCAUUUGAAUCGAUCAGUAUUGAAAUUUUGUGCCAGCGGUGCUUCGUUAAUUUGUCAAUUAUGUUGUAGUUAAUGUGAUCAAGAGCUUUGCCAAAUUCGUUGCGUGAGCAAUUAUGUUCUUCUUGUUGAUCAAGACUUUAUCAUUUUUUGGCUGGUCCAGAUUGUGUGAAUUUUAUGCUGUAGGUUUUUUUGAUUAUUACAAAAUAAAAUCAAUUAUCGGCACGAA
Messenger RNA from Cloeon dipterum, 3263 nucleotides. RefSeq names its product pruning defect 1 (gene prd1). Lineage: Eukaryota; Metazoa; Arthropoda; Insecta; Ephemeroptera; Baetidae. Gene Ontology annotation, cellular component: endosome membrane. Gene Ontology annotation, molecular function: kinesin binding. The transcript is spliced from 10 exons. Gene Ontology annotation, biological process: Golgi organization; regulation of protein localization; lysosome localization. The record is from RefSeq and is a predicted model, not a curated record. The coding region runs from base 118 to 2436 and encodes 772 amino acids.